CCCCCCUCGGCUCCCGGCCCGGUCCGGCCCGGCCCGCCGGGUCCCCUUCGGGGCUGCGGGAUGGUGCGGGCAGCCGCCCGACGGACGACGAGCAGACAUUCCCAGAACUCGCUUCUUCCGGCAUCAUCGUGCCGUCACGCACCUCUUCACCAAAGCCCACCUCCACAUGUCGGUUGCUGCUGCUGCUGCUGCAUGUCGGCUCUGCCGGCUCUGAGGAACUGCUGAAUCUGGGCUGGGAAACGGUGCCGGAGGACUGUUCCAUUUUCUCCUCUCGUGAACGUUCGGGCACCGUCACUCUUUGGAUUGAAAUCAGUCCGACCUUCCUCCCCGGCCCUGGACGCGCUCUCACACCUGCUCCCCUCGAGCGUCCCGUUCAUGGUUCCAAGUCCUCUUGCUCUGACCUGCAGGUAGGCAAGGAGCCGUAUCUCAGUGAGGCAACAUGGCAAUUUUCCUGGCGGCCCAGAAAGCUCAUUCGGUUCUGAGACGCUUCCCAAGAGCCAAUGGGUUUCUGGAAGAGUUCCGGCAGGGGACCAUCGAGAGGGAGUGCAUUGAGGAGAUCUGCAGCUAUGAGGAGGUCAACGAGGUGUUUGAGGACAAAGAGCAAACGAUGGAGUUCUGGAAAGCGUACCCGAACGCCGUCUAUUCCGUCAGGGACCCCGGGCAAGGCUCGGAUGCCAUGUACGUGGUGGUGCCUCUCCUCGGGGUGGCACUCCUGAUCGUCAUCGCUCUGUUCAUCAUCUGGAGGUGCCAGCUGCAGAAGGCCACCCGCCACCGCCCGUCCUACGCCCAGAACCGGUACCUCGCCAGUCGCCCGGGCCGCAGCCUCCCCCGCGUCAUGGUGUACCGGGAGCCGGCCCACAGCCAGGUGGAGGCCGGCGGCCGGGCCCCGGGGGAGGGCCGCGGCGGGGGGGCCGGGGCAGCCCCAGAGAGCACCCUCUGUGUCCCCGAGCACUCGACCUCGGUGCUGUCCAGACUGUCCAGCGCCACCCCUCCCCCGUCCUACGAGGAGGUGACCGGCCACCCGGAGAGCGGCAGCGAAGAGACCAGCGUCUCCUACAGUGACCCUCCUCCCAAGUACGAGGAGAUAGUGGCGUCCCGCUCCGCUUCGGACAAGUAACGGGGCCGGCCUCGCGCUCUGAAAUCCCCGCGGGUGUCCCCUCCUUCUCAGUUCAGCAAGCCGGUGCCACCACAGAACAGCCUUACCCGCCUCGUCGCCAAAACCCGGUCACGAUGGCCGGGCCCUAUCCCGGUCCCGCCCUGCAGGUGGGGAGCUGGGGCGGGGGAGGAGGGGGCCGCAGUGUUGACCGGAGAGUCCGGCCGGCCGCCACCGGACAUGCCCCGGCCCCCAGUUCCCGUCCCGGUGGGUAGCUGAGUGGCCAGCCGCGAGAGCCUGUCUCGCUUCGGGGUCUCCGUGCGUUCGGGGACCCGAGCCCCUGGCACCCCUCCCCUGAGUCUAGCCCACCCUCAAGAGAUGAGGGCCUGCUCAGUGCCGAGUUGCUUCCGCCGGAGGAGGAGGGAGUGGGGCGCGGGGGCCGGCGGAGGCCGCGCCGUCAGGGGUGGUGCCCGUGGGCCGUCUGGCGGGGGAGGGGUCCCCGGCAACCGGCUCCGAGGGGUAGGCGGACGUGCCGUUUCCACCGGGGGGGCUAGGGAGAGAAGCGGGUCCCCUUCCCCUAAGUGCCCCAGCUGUCCCCGGCCAGAGUCUUUGUGCGGAACUCGCGACGGCCUCCCCCGAGGAGGACAGCAGCAUUGGGGGAGAGUGGUUCAGGGGUGAGCGGCAACGAGAACAAUCGUGUGGUAACAGCGUCACUGCCAGCAGGGCCUUCCUGGGCCUCCGGGUCCCCCGGGCUCACACAGCUUCCACUAGCCACCCCCAUCCCCACCCGGAGCCGAUACCAGACCGACACAGUCCGGGACCCGGGCCGGCAUCCCCCAGACUUUUCAAAGAGCUACGACGAGUGGGCCCUUCCGACGUCACCCACGGGCCUCAGCGCCUGAGAGGGAGGUGGUGCCAAAGUUUUCGUUACUCCGGUCUGGCGCUGGUGAGGUCUGUGGGAAGGAAGAGAAGGAGCUGGGGAGGGGAGGGGAGUGAUUUUGGUGGUUCACUACUGUGUGGUCUUGCCUAUCACACCUGUGUGCGUAUUUGCGUGUGUUUGAAACCCUUUCCGUUCUCCAGGAGCUCCUGAUCUCAGCACGGCUGUGCACAGGAGGGGAGGAGACUGCCCCAUUCAGUUGACUACGGUGUACGAGGCAGUUUGUAUCUUUCUUCCUGGUGUGUCUCUCUCUGUAUCUCCCUCGUGUCUUUCAGCGCUCUCUCUCACUCUCCUUUGCCUUCUCCUGACUCGUGCCACCCUGCGUGGGAAACGUUUUAUUGUGAAGAGCAGAGCGGGGCCGAAUGGUGUUUUGUUCUUGGAGGUGGGCACCGCCCGGGGCCCCCUAGACCUUCAGAACCGCAGGAGAACCGGCUCUCGGGUCCGGAGGCUUGGGGGCCAGUUCCGGCUCGGCCCCUAGUUUGGGCAAAUCCGUCGCUUUGGGCCUCAGUUUCCCCACGUGGAAAAUGAGGCGGAUAUCCGUCCUUCAGCGGUAACGUUGAAUCGGAAGAGGUGGGAACGGGACUCCGAGCUCUCGGGCGAAGGGGUUUAGUUCUCAACCACGGCCUGGGGCAGGUAGGCGUGUGGAGGAGGGAGCCUCAGAGAGGGAGGAGCUUCACUGGUAGGAGUGGCAUUGAUUGAAUGAACCCUGGGGGCAAUGCACUAUACUAAGCAAUUGGGAAAGAGUGACCGAAGCCCUGGACACGCUCCCUGUCCACAGGGAGCUUACGCUCUAGUGAAGCAUACCCUCUAAUACCUCCUUUCCCCACGAUUUUGAAGGGAGAUUCCCCUGCCGUGGAUCUCGCUGAGCUCUAACCCUGGUCUCCCGCUCCCUCACCUCUCCCACUCUCUUCUUCGUCACUUGCGUGACCUUAUUGACCCUCAGUCUCGCCUCCCGAGGGCAGCUCAUCUCAAGUGGAGCUCUCUCUGGGCCGGGCGAUUGCUUAACCAAGAGGGUGGCCGUCACACUUUUCCUGCAAGCAUCUCUGGGUGCCGUCCGAGGGGGCCACUUUGGGAGGCAGGAGGCUGGGCCCGAGCCGAUAACGACCUCGCUUAGGGGGUUGCGGCGGCCGGGCCCCCGGCAAAGUGCUGCCGCCUGCUGGGCCGCCCUGAAAAGGCACCCUGUCGGGGACACAUCCCUCUCUGUCCUCACGGUGGCGCCCAAGAGCGGCCGUGGCUUGCAGGCUCCUGAGCGGGAAUUCUGUGCCAGCUUGGGAAAGAAAGCUCAUGGGCCUGGAGCCCCCAGGGCCAGCCAGGUUGGGUGGCCAUUCCCACCUUCCCCGGUGGCCUUCUCCCCGGCCUCCAUCCCCCCCGGGAAGCCACAGUGCCUCAGACAGCUGCCGGGGGCUGACCGCUGGCGGAGGCCGGGCCCGGCCCCUGUUCUGACCCCCGCACCGGCCUGUGCCAACCCCUGGAGCCUGUGCUCCUGUUUCUUCCUCCGGGACGGUUGAGUCUCUAUUUGGCACACGUCCUGAACCGCCUCACCCAGGGUCUGGGAAACGACGCCGAGGAGCUGGGAGGAACCAGACACCCCUCCCUUCCUCCCCUCGCCUCGAGGAACUCUCAAGGGACCCCUCUCAGCCCUUUCAUCCCACCCGGGCCUUCUCCGCCGAGCUGCCCGGCAGCCAGAGAAAGUGAUGGGGAGCUGGGUGGAGGCAGGAGAGUAGCCAGCGUGGCCCGGCGGGUGCCCGGCCUGCGCUACGGGAAGCCGGCGAUGCCCCCGGAACCCACGAUCGCUUCCUCGCGGGGCUGGAAGCUGUGGUCGCCGGUGUCCGCCGACGGUAGCCCAUCGCCCCGCGGUCCAGUCGAUUCACGUUGUGGAGUGGAAGUCUUCGUGCCGUAGACCCAGGGCAUCGUCACGUUGAAGGUGUCUGUUCAGGAUAGACACGUUUUUCACACGGUGCAUGUUUUGACACCCCCCCCCCCGCCCCCCGUGGAAGAAUGCCGUGUACAUAUAUUUAAAACCGUGUGGCUUUAUAUGAAAGUCUAUUUGAUACACUGUUUAAUAAGAGCAUCUGCACUAACUCUGAA
This is a messenger RNA of Ornithorhynchus anatinus (platypus), 4118 nucleotides long. RefSeq names its product proline rich and Gla domain 3 (gene PRRG3). NCBI's taxonomy places the organism in Eukaryota, Metazoa, Chordata, Mammalia, Monotremata, Ornithorhynchidae. Gene Ontology annotation, cellular component: extracellular region. Gene Ontology annotation, molecular function: calcium ion binding. The record is from RefSeq and is a predicted model, not a curated record. Bases 440 to 1117 code for a protein of 225 amino acids. The transcript is spliced from 5 exons.